CAGAAUUUGCACGUUUUGUUUCAAAAUACGCUAUAAAUCGCAUGUUUUCUCAAAAACUAAACUAUCGAUUUUGAUUAAAAUUAUUCAGAAUCGUAGAUAAACAUGUCGUCCUCCAGGGCAAGUAGUGCUGCUAGCUCUAACGGCAGCCUCAAAAGUAAAGAAAAGGAGAGAAGUGAGGUGGUUGUCGCGGAUAUCGCAGACUCCGGCGAUGAAAACAAAAGAGCCCGAUCCAGUCCUGAGGACCAGGACGAUGAUGGUAAUCUUGACGAUGAUGCUGCUCAGCGCAGAAGCAGGAGGAAGAAACCAAAGGUUGAAUACAAAGAAAUGGAUGAACAGCUUGCAAACCUUUCUGAGGAGGACUUUGGAGAGGGUGGUGAAAAGAAACCAGCUGCCGACAAACCUAAGCCACCUGAGGAAGUCCCUCCCCCAGUUGAAGAGGAGAGUGACCAUGAAGACCCCACAGGGAAAGCUCUUUCGGAAUUACCAGGUCUUGAGGGAGCAGCCUUUCAGAGUCGUCUUCCCCAUGACAAGAUGACAUCACAAGAAGCCAGCUUCUUCCCCGACAUUGCACAAGGCUCGCCCCAGACGCAAAAGGUGUUCCUCUAUCUGCGCAACAGAAUUUUACAACUUUGGCUAGAGAACCCCAUGCAACAGCUGACAAUAGAGAAUGCCCUACCACAAAUCGAAGCUCCGUAUAACAGUGAUGGGCCAUUGGCCAUGAGGGUGCACGCCUAUCUUGAGAGGCACGGUUAUAUCAACUUCGGUGUGUUUAAACGUCUGAAACCAAUGCCGGUGAAAAGACUUGGUCGUGUCAUCAUAAUCGGCGCAGGCAUUUCCGGUUUGGCAGCAGCGCGACAACUGAAUUCAUUUGGAAUGGAAGUCAUUGUCCUCGAGGCCAGAGAUCGUGUUGGCGGCCGGAUUGCUACGUUCCGUAAAUCUAACUACGUGGCGGAUCUUGGCGCGAUGGUCGUGACGGGGCUCGGCGGGAAUCCGGUGACCGUCCUUAGCAAGCAGGUCAAUAUGGAGUUACAUAAAAUCAAGCAGAGAUGUCCUCUGUAUGAGUCAAAUGGAAAUACACAAGUGCCCAAAGACAAAGACGAAAUGGUUGAGAGGGAAUUCAAUCGCUUGUUGGAGGCCACGUCCUACAUGUCACACCAAAUGGACCUGAACUUUAUCAUGGGGAAAGCGGUCACACUUGGACAGUCACUGGAGCUCGUUAUUAAGUUGCAGGAGAAACAUGUCAAAGAAAAACAGAUCCAGUAUCAGAAAAAUAUUAUAGAACUUCAGGAAAAGCUCAAGAAAAAUCAGACUUCAAUGAUACAGCUAAAAGAGAGGAUAUCGAAUCUCAACAAACAAUACAAGGAGGCGUCGGAAUCGAAACAAAGUCGAGAUAUCACAGGGGAGUUUUUCCUACGCAGCAAACUCAGGGACUUGAAUUCGACGUGUAAGGAAUGGGACCAACUGGCAGCACAACAGAAAGAAAUUGAAGAAAAACUCCAAGAACUUGAGAACACACCGCCAAGUGAUGUGUACUUGUCCUCACGUGAUCGCCAGAUCCUCGACUGGCACUUUGCCAACCUUGAAUUUGCCAAUGCCACACCCCUCUCCACGUUAUCACUCAAGCACUGGGAUCAAGAUGACGACUUUGAAUUCACUGGGAGUCAUUUGACAGUGCGGAAUGGUUAUUCGUGUGUGCCAGUGGCUCUGUCCGAAGGUUUGGAUAUCAAACUGAAUACAGGGGUCCGACAAGUCAGAUACUCGCAGCAAGGCAUAGAAGUCGUGACCACAAAUUCGCGGAACAACAGUAACCCAGUGACGUACAAAGGAGACGCCGUGCUGUGUACUCUUCCCCUGGGUGUCCUGAAGGAGUCGGCACGGGGCAAUGCCAUGAAUUCCGUACAGUUUGUUCCACCACUGCCCGAUUGGAAGACUGCUGCAAUUCAGCGCAUGGGCUAUGGAAAUCUGAACAAGGUUGUGCUAUGUUUUGACCGCGUCUUCUGGGAUCCCAACGCCAAUCUGUUCGGCCAUGUUGGCAGCACCACAGCAAGUCGUGGCGAACUCUUCCUCUUCUGGAACCUGUACAAGGCGCCCGUUCUACUCGCCUUGGUCGCGGGCGAGGCAGCAGCGAUCAUGGAAAACGUCAGCGAUGACGUCAUUGUGGGAAGAUCGAUCGCUGUUCUGAAGAGUAUAUUUGGAAACAGUGCCGUACCUCAGCCAAAAGAGACGGUUGUGACUCGAUGGAGAGCAGAUCCUUGGUCCAGAGGGUCAUAUUCAUAUGUAGCAGCUGGAUCGUCGGGAAAUGACUAUGAUCUCAUGGCGAGUCCGGUAGCGGCAGGCCCAGUCACCCCCGGCGCCCCUCAGAGCGCCGCAUCAAUGCCACGGUUAUUCUUUGCCGGCGAACACACAAUACGCAACUACCCUGCCACGGUGCACGGAGCAUGGUUGAGCGGAUUACGAGAGGCUGGGAGAAUUGCGGAUCAGUUCCUUGGCGCCCCCUAUGCUAUGCCUCAGUUACCACCAGUCACUGCCAACUUGCCGAUGCCAAUGCCACAGGCAGGUGAAUACCAACAGAAGCCACCACAGGCGGAGGUGACAAGAGCGUAGCUUAUGAACGCAAUGACACUUAGUGGGUAUCAUUGAUUGUCUUAUACCUCUGUUGUGUGUACGCAAUGCUGACAUUUCUGAAGAUCUGACCCACAUGUUCAGUGCUAGCGAUUGUCACAUUCUUGGCACCAAUUUUCGGCCACUUGUUUCGAUGCAGCUGAACUUUUAUCAUUGCUGUCAAUGACAUGCGAGUGAAUUUGGAAAUGACCUGUUUGUCCUUCAUGUCACACGUGAAAGUGAACAGUGUCACAUUACUUGUGAACAUGCGAACUCUUUUUAAUCGCAGCCUUACAAGUGCCAAUGUGAACUUUAUGUGAACUAGGCAAAUGAACACUGAACUGUGCUAACUAACUUUGUAUUCCAAUUGCAUUUCCCUGCCAAUGGUUAAGGUCCUCAUUGUAGUGUACAUAUUGAGUUUAACUUUUUAAUUGUGGUGAGUAGGGACAGAAAUACUGUGAACUGCAAAUAUUUCACAGGCGUUUAUUUUCAGAUUUUUUGAAUCAACUCAAUUCGCGAAAAUAAAAUUGCGAAAGAAUAUUUUUGAUUGGAAAAACUACAAAAAAGUUCGUGAUCUGCCAAAAAGUCAAAACAAUUUUUCUUCUUUGCAAAUCAAGAAAUUUAGCGGUUAAAAUUACAGUCACUGGUUCCAAGUCUGGAUGUCUGCCGAUAUAGAUGUUAGGAUUCUCUCCUACAUGUGUGACCAUUGUAAAACUGAAUGUACAUGUGUGUAAAAGAACUUUUCAUAUUAUUCUUCGUCAUUUUGUGCUGUAUGGUCGUUUGUCAUUUGUCAAGAAAGCAUAUCUUUUAGAUGCUUCCAAUGUCACAAGUAAGGUUAAUCAAUUUAAGAACUGUUGGGCAGCAAAUGUGAAAAAAUUACUAGACACCUCUGGGCUCGGCUACAUGUGGCUUGCUCAAGCAAAUGUUAAUAUUGACAAUUGGCAAUCUUUCUACUCAUUAGCUCAACACAGGUUAAAUGAUAUUAGUCAACAGGAUGUUUUUAGUGCUAUAUCUGCCAACAAAAAAUUGGAGGUCUACAAAAAUCUUAAUGUUAAAUUUGAAAUCCAACCCUAUAUAAAUAAUAUAAAGUCAGUUAAAGAUAGAGCCUGUAUAACAAAAUUAAGGCUAGAAGCCCAUAAGCUAAAAAUUGAGACAGGUAGACAUUCUGGUAUGGACAGGACUGAGAGAACAUGCGAUGUCUGUGCAAAUCUGGUGAAAUUGAAGACGUAUCUCAUUUUCUUACCACAUGUUCAGCCUAUGACUCUUUAAGAGUAAAAUUGUAUGAAAUUACCAGUAUAUCUCCUCAAAACAUGUCCUCCCACAAAUGUGUAAUGAAUCAGCUGUUGAACUGCCCUUCGUCUUCCUCAGCUGAACUAAUUAGUGGGUCCUUUGGAGUGCGCAAUUCAAUAUUAUCACUAUAGGUUGACAAUGAUCCAUUUCUCUUUAGUUCGCAUGUUAAUUCAAUGAUAAUAAUUAAUUAAUUAAUCCUUUUUGUAGCGGCUCCCAUAGUGGAGCACCUUGCUCCUUCGAGGAAUUAUACUUGCAUAUAUUCUAGAAGGAAUAAAUCCUUAUUCAAGAUAUGCUCAAGCCUGCUUAAAGCGCUCUUGUAAUUAGUUUAUAUAAUAAGACUACCAAGUUGUUAUUAUUACUGGUAUUCAUAUUAUACGUUGUAUAGCUUUCUAUUUCACAUGUAAUACAUAUUUUUUAUUCUACUUUAUCUUAUUUUGUACUGUAUAUUUGCUCGAAAUUAUUCUUUAUUACCAUAUACCCCUAGAGGGUAUUUUAGUGUAAUGAAAUCAAUUUGAAUUUGUUUGUAGAUAGAAACAUUUGGUUCUUGGGUGUCCAGCUAGCAACACCAAAGUAGUCGAUUGUAAAUGAAUCUUAAUUUAUAUUUACAUGUAUAUGUAUAUGUAUCAAUUUGUACUG
Lineus longissimus is the source of this 4527-nucleotide messenger RNA. Its product is annotated as lysine-specific histone demethylase 1A-like. The record is from RefSeq and is a predicted model, not a curated record. The transcript has 14 exons. NCBI's taxonomy places the organism in Eukaryota, Metazoa, Nemertea, Pilidiophora, Heteronemertea, Lineidae. Gene Ontology annotation, biological process: positive regulation of transcription by RNA polymerase II; negative regulation of transcription by RNA polymerase II. Gene Ontology annotation, cellular component: nucleus. Gene Ontology annotation, molecular function: chromatin binding; transcription factor binding; flavin adenine dinucleotide binding. Bases 103 to 2604 code for a protein of 833 amino acids.